Messenger RNA from Leptosia nina, 495 nucleotides. NCBI's taxonomy places the organism in Eukaryota, Metazoa, Arthropoda, Insecta, Lepidoptera, Pieridae. The record is from the annotation of a GenBank genome assembly.
AUGUGGCGUCGAAUGGCGUUCUUGCACGAGAACUUGGUUCCUAAGUUAACUGAAGACACGGAUGUUGAGGAGAAGAUGCUUUGCUUAAGGAAGUUUUUGCACGUAUAUAAAACAUUACUGGAUAACGUAGACAUGAUUUAUAAAACUCUUGUGAUGUUGAAAAUGCAACCGUUGUCGCUUAUGAUACUAAGUUGUGCAGCCAUUGACUUUACUGUUUUGUCUUGGGGCCCAAUAUUCCUUGAGAUGACGCAGAAUGAAUGUGAGAAAAUAAAGGCAGCGAUUUCUUCCGAAUUAAUAGUGAAGAGAGACUUCGCAGCUCUGAGUGUGGGUACAAUAUUCCUUGAGAAGACAUUAAAAGAACAUGAAGAUAUGAAAUCCGCGAUUUCUGCAGAGUUGAUGGUGUUCAAAGAUACGCAAACCUACACGUGUCUGGAGUUUUUAGACAUUCGGCCACCUUCGUCCACCAUCUGGCACAUUCUCCCCAUGAACUUCUAA